AUGUCUCUCCCCGAAAGACCGGGAGCGGCGCCCAGCUACGACGAGCGAAAUGCCUAUCGACACUCACCUCCCCGCCGGCAGCGCGACGCUGCCGGCCCUGAGUCGGGCUAUCAGCGCGUAGCAGGGCAGCAGCAUUACAAUGGGGGUUCGGUAACAUCUUUUGCAGACACUCUUCCACCAUCUCCUAAUGCAAACACAGAGCAAAUGCCUCUCUCUCCCACCGACCACGGCGAGACCGGCAACCCUCAGCCCUUCCAGAGAAAGAGGAGCCUGAUCAGGCCCGAGCGGAACAAGAUUGGGAAAGACCACCCCAACUAUUACUACAGGAAACACGCAGCGAAUAUGAACGUGAUGCCCUCAUCUACAGGAAACGACCCGAUCCUCGAAGACGUUGCGGGGACCACGGACGUUUCUGGCAGCUCUCGGGUCGGAGAUGCCAUGUCGGAUGUGACGCCUGGCAGGCGAUUGAGCAGUAGGACUAACAGCGCCGAAGCCGAGAAGUCGAGCCGUACGAGACGGAGAACGUCUGGCCACGUCAAGAACGGCAAGAUCAAGAAGGACGGGCGCAAGAGGGAUAAGGAGAAGCGCCAGGCUGAGCAGAUUCGACCACCCAGUGUCUGGAAUGUCUACUGCGCCAUCGUCACCUUCUGGUGCCCCGACUUCAUUCUGCGGUGCUUUGGCAAGCCGGCCAAGGCGCAGCAGAGAGCUUGGCGUGAAAAGAUGGGACUGAUCAGCAUCAUUCUUCUGAUCAUGGGUUUCGUCGGUUUCCUCACGUUCGGAUUUAACCAGGCCGUCUGCGGCCAGCCCGCCACUCGCCUGCGAGUCAACGAGGUCGGCCUUGGUUUCAUGAUCUUCCAUGGAGUCGCGUACGAUCUGUCCACAUCUCGCCACCCGCCUGCUGAGGGUAUUCCAAGGCGGCUGGAUGGGCAGUUUGCCAAUGUGCUGUUCGACCUGCCCCAGAAGCACGGCGGCGAGGACGGAAGCUUCCUCUUCCAGAACGUCAACGGCAAAUGCAAGAAUGUGAUCACGCGCACUCCAAACUCGUUGAUUCCUACCGAUUCGAGCAACAAUCUGGCCUGGUAUUUCCCUUGCACGCCGUUCAACCAGGACGGCUCUUCGAAGCCAAACUACACAUUCCCGUACUACACGGGCUAUGCGUGCCAUACCACGGCGGCGAGUCGAGACACGUUCUACACCCAGCUCCACGGCACUGCGGACGUCUAUUUCAAGUGGGACGACGUCAAGAACAACUCGAGAAACCUGAUCGUCUACUCCGGCAAUGUACUCGACCUUGACCUGCUGUACUGGUUCGAUGAGACCCAGGUCGUGAUCCCGAACCGCAUGAAGGAGCUGCGCGACAGGUCGACCCCGGCCAACCAAGCGAUCCAUGGCCGCGAUGUUACCAGAGCGUUCCAGUCGUCUGGCGAUAAAGGACUUGCCGAGUGUUUUGAGGAAAUCAUCAAGGUCGGAACUGUCGACACUGACACGGUCGGCUGCAUCGCAUCCAAGGUCGUGCUGUAUGUGUCUCUGGUUUUGAUUCUGGCGGUUGUCGUUUCCAGAUUCGUCCUGGCAAUCAUCUUCCAGUGGUUCAUCAGCAAGACGUAUGCUGCGGCGAAGACAUCACAGUCGUCCGAUAAGCGCAAGCGUAACCGCCAGAUCGAAGAUUGGAGUGAGGACAUCUACCGCGCUCCCGUUCGCAUGCCUGGCGAUGUGGGCAGCAGCGUGGCUGGCACGGGCUCUGACCGUGUGAGCAAGCGCAGCAGCACCUUUCUGCCGACAACCUCUCGUUUCUCGACUGUCUACGGCGCAGACCGCAACCCGCGCAAUAGCAGGGCUAUGCCCACGACUAUGGCAAGCCAAGCUUCGGGAGGCGGCCAGCUGCUUCACCCCAACUCGAUCUAUCGCCAAGGCAACGAUAGCCGGACCAGCUUCCUGAAAUCUGAUCCCUACAACACCAGUGUCAGCCCUACGGACGGUCCCGGCCCCGCUGGCUUCAUUCAUGAGGCCGUAGUUCCCCAGCCGCCCUCGGAUUGGAUGCCCUUUGGUUUUCCCCUUGCCCACGCCAUCUGUCUCGUCACUGCCUACUCUGAAGGAGAGCUUGGUAUCCGGACCACUCUCGACUCCAUUGCCAUGACCGACUACCCGAACAGCCACAAGGUCAUUCUCGUUGUUUGUGACGGUAUUAUCAAGGGCAAGGGCGAGACCAUGUCGACCCCUGAUAUCGUCCUUGGCAUGGUUAAGGACCACACGAUUCUCCCAGAAGAAGUCGAGGCUUUCUCGUACGUCGCUGUCGCAAGUGGUUCCAAGAGACACAACAUGGCCAAGAUCUACUCGGGCUUCUAUGACUAUGGCGCCGACUCUCGCAUUCCUCUGGACAAGCAGCAAAGGGUGCCCAUGAUGGUUGUGGUCAAGUGCGGCACCCCCGACGAGGCUGUCAAGGCCAAGCCGGGCAACCGUGGCAAGCGCGACAGUCAGAUCAUUCUCAUGUCUUUCCUCCAGAAGGUCAUGUUCGACGAGCGUAUGACGGAGCUCGAGUACGAAAUGUUUAACGGUCUAUGGAAGGUUACUGGAAUCUCGCCCGAUUACUAUGAGAUAGUGCUCAUGGUCGACGCCGAUACGAAGGUCUUCCCCGACAGUCUCACCCACAUGAUCUCGGCCAUGGUCAAGGAUCCCGAGAUCAUGGGUCUUUGCGGCGAGACGAAGAUUGCCAACAAGCGGGCCAGCUGGGUGUCUGCGAUCCAAGUCUUCGAGUACUUCAUCUCGCACCAUCUGUCCAAGUCCUUCGAGUCCGUCUUUGGUGGUGUCACCUGUCUUCCCGGUUGCUUCUGCAUGUACCGCAUCAAGGCCCCCAAGGGUGCUCAGAACUACUGGGUUCCCAUCCUGGCAAACCCCGACGUCGUCGAGCACUAUUCGGAGAAUGUCGUCGACACCUUGCACAAGAAGAACCUGCUCUUGCUGGGUGAGGAUCGUUACCUGACCACGCUCAUGCUGCGCACUUUCCCCAAGCGCAAGCAAGUCUUUGUUCCGCAAGCCGUGUGCAAGACGACCGUUCCCGAGGAAUUCAGCGUUCUCCUCUCUCAGCGCCGACGAUGGAUCAACUCCACCAUUCACAACCUGAUGGAGCUGGUCCUUGUCCGAGAUCUCUGUGGUACAUUCUGCUUUAGUAUGCAGUUCAUCAUCGGUAUCGAGCUGAUCGGUACAUUGGUGCUGCCAGCUGCUAUCGCUUUCACCUUCUACGUCAUCAUCAUCUCCAUCAUCCACUCGCCACCCCAGAUCAUUCCUCUGGUGCUUCUCGCUCUGAUUCUUGGUCUCCCUGCGGUGCUCAUCGUCGUCACGGCCCACUCGUGGUCCUACGUCAUCUGGAUGUUCAUCUACCUCUUGUCUCUGCCCAUCUGGAACUUUGUUCUGCCGACGUACGCUUUCUGGAAGUUUGACGACUUCUCGUGGGGCGACACUCGCAAGACGGCGGGCGAGAAGACAAAGAAGGCGGGCAUCGAGUACGAGGGCGAAUUUGACAGCAGCAAGAUUACGAUGAAGCGCUGGGCCGAGUUUGAGCGCGAUCGGCGCACCCGGGGCAACUACUGGGGCUCCAAGGAGAACAUGGUCGGCGGCAGCAGUAACAAUGGCGGCACGUGGACCAUGACGCCCGGUCAUCAGCAUUAUGAGGAGUACUAUUCGGAUGCUUGA
Molecule: messenger RNA, 3687 nt
Organism: Thyridium curvatum
Lineage: Eukaryota; Fungi; Ascomycota; Sordariomycetes; Thyridiales; Thyridiaceae
Exons: 2
Coding region: 1-3687 (1228 amino acids)
Cellular component (GO): cell septum; cell periphery
Molecular function (GO): chitin synthase activity
Source: RefSeq, a predicted model, not a curated record